AUGGACGCGCCUACUCCCCAACCUUGGGGACUUGGGCUCAAGCCCAAGUUAAGCUCAAACCUGCCUCCUUCCUUCAUCGUCUUCUUCCCGGCACGCGACAACGGAGCUUCUUCUCAUGGAAAGAACAAUACCGGUUCUCGCUACACAAAUCUAUCUUGGGUUGGCCUCUUGAGAGCUCCUGUUCAUGUUCAUCGUGAACCAGCAUGGCACCGCGUCCCGACUGAAUAUUUCGUCUCCAAGAACAAUACUACUCGUACUAUCAUGACUCGAAUUGGCCACCCUGAAAAACGUCGCAACGAAUUUGUCUUCUACUUGUCUUCACACGCGGAAACUGCUGCUGCCAAGCGUAUCGAGAGCUGGACUGAACCAACUACAAUGUUGAUGCCUCCAAAGAAGCACCGCCGAAGAAUCCGAUUUGCCAAGUCCAAUCAGAAUCACCCUGGAUUUUGUGGCGAACCUCUCUCAAUUGCUGAGAUGACUCAUAUGUUCAUGGUCGCAAAAGUUGACAUUGUCAAUGGACUUUUGAGCAUUCCCAGAAGCCAAUUCCGGGCUGAUUACAAGUUCCUCGAAUCAAAGGAAAACAAGAAAAGAUAUUCCGUUCCUGCAAAACGAUGGAUCGAUAAGAAAGAUUGCAUCGACACUCAUGGAAAAUGGGGCGGAUUCAAGCUUCUCAGCUACAUUGACCUCAACCACCUCUGCCGCAAGGCUUCGAAAAUGGGUGACUCGGAAAUCUCUUUGCAGACUGCAGCCAUUGCUGACCUCGCUCAAAUCUUCAAGGGCAUGAAACCUAGUCCUCGCAUUCCACUUGCACUCGCUGGCAUGACCGAGCUUGAGGAUAUCGCCGAUAAGACCGCCUAUCUCAGCGCUCUCGACCUUGCCAAGUUUGAGGAGGAGUCAGGCAAAUCGCCUACCAAGAAAUCACCUCACUCUGUUCUAUCCUUGAAGGAUACACCUCGUCGAUUGAGCGACACAGUCGUCAAACUGCUGCCCGGAUCCAGCCCUCAGGCUGAGUCUUCUCCUGUCAAGUCUUUCGGUACUCCUUCUACACCGUUUGUCGAUUCACCUUCUUCGGUCAAGGCUACUCAAAGCCCUUCACCAAUGGCUGCUGCUACCGCUCGGGCUGUGCCGUCUUCGCCACUCGUCGAUAUCCCAUCGCUCGCUCCUGGUCCGACCAAGCACUUCACUGCACCGUCGUACGACUCUUCUACCUCCACGAGCCUUGACGAGACCUGCGAACAGACGCCUCCCGAACACAUUUCGCCUACCAAGGCCGUCCGCCCUGCCGCAGAGACCACCUUGGUCGAGACAGAACCUGCAACUCCUCAUCAUGCUCCUCUCGACCAGCAGCAUCGCACUUCGGAUCUUGGCCUCGUGUCAGCCAUGCCCGCGUCGACGCCCAAGAUGGAGGCUUCUCCUCUUCAGCCAAGUCUUGCUGUUGAUCCUCAGCUCAACUUUGGGCCAGUCUCUCCUUCUUUCAAAGCUCCUAGCUGGCUCAGCAGCACCAUUACCAGCAGAGCCAAGCAGACUGUGAAGAAGACCAGUCGCCGCAACAGUGAGCCUCUGAUGCGCAACUGCAUUAGAAACCAGGUUGCACGUCGGAAGACCUUUUCGCCACGCAAGGUCGUGUUCCAAAGCGAUGAAGCCUGCAAUGCAGCCACCUCUCACACAUCCACUCAUGCACAGAAACAUCAAGCUGCUGCUGAUGUCGACAUGAAUGGCACCCCCGAACAGCGGGCUUUCUCAGACCCUACCUCGAGCAUGGCCACACCUGCUAUCUGCUGGGGUAGAAUGACCGGUCGCGUUUCCAGUGACGGAGCUCUCAGCACGCUAGCUCUCACUCGCGACAUACACAUGAAUGGCGUGCACAACAUCGACAUGCGCCAGAAUCCUGAUAUUUUCGGCGCUCCUGCCAUGUCUGCUGUGCCAAGCCCCAAUGCCAUCAAUCGCCUCGCCGACAUGGCUGUGGAACGUUGCGAUGGCCAGGCUAAGGUCCAGGUCACCGAAGAAAACGGCAGACUCAUCGUUCGGUUUAAGUUGCCAACCGAGUUCGCAUACUUGUUCCCUGACACCCAGGGCUUGGAUGAAUCUCAUUUCACCACUUCACCUUCGGCUGUCUCUUCGUCGCCACGAAUCACCUUCAAGGGCCACGAGCUUACCUUGACCAAGGUUGACAACUCGCCAGCGCCUGAAGAGCCCGAAUUGCCGUCCCUGAAGAGCAACAGCGACAACACAUCGAUCGCAUCAGGCUUCGAUGCUUCUCCACAGGUACCUGCAUUGACUCCGACUCCUGCAGCGAAGCUCAACACAUCUUUCACUCCUGUGAAUGGCUCUUCAUCUUCCUCAUCUUCGGAUGAAGAAAAUUCCAACGAAAAUGGACGCCCAACUCAGCAAGACAAGCAGUCGGUUCACUCCAAACACUACGAAGACAGCCCGGGACGCGACUACAUGAGGGACUUUAUCAAACGAACUCAUCGAAAACGCCUCUCUGCCACAGAAACCGGCUCUCCCAUUGCACCACCUGCGAAGAGAGCACCACUUGGGAUCAAGAGUCCCAAUGUCGAAAGCCCUCAGAAAGGCAAACGCAAGGCCGAAAACGAGGAGCAUGACAGCGAAUCUCCGCUCAAGACAUCUGCUGGCCCUCAGCUUAAGAAAGCGCGCCGGGCUGAGGUACCUAGCCCGGGGAAGACAUCGUCUGCCGCCCUCAAAGGCAAAGCGCCUGUCGACCGAACCAAAGUCAGCAGUGCAGCUACGAAAGCCGAGUCGACUACAACUACCGAUGACGAAAAGGCAGCAUCUGCUACCGGUUCUCGCAGAUCUACUAGAUUGCGAAGCCAGAUGCCCGGAUCAACUGCCAAGUCCUCCAUUCCAACCUCCAUCAAGCUCGGAGGUCGCACCAAUGGUGGCCGCAGUGCCCUCACCUCCGCCACUCGCAACGAAGAAAAAGACUUGUCCAACAAGACCCGCAGGAACACUCUCAAGAAUAGGGGCAAUGCAGAGUAUCCUGCCCAGGUCUUGGCUAGACACCAGGAAGAGCGACUUCGCGAGAACUCCAGCGAGAGCAGCAGCAGCAGCAGCUCCGAGGCACCAGCCAAGGUGACCAUUGGCCGCAAGUCUGUUGGCUGGAAGACUCCUCUGGAGGCACACCAAGGUGAGGAUGCCAAAAAGUCACGCAUCGCCACCAUCAAACCCAAGACGGCUGGGAAGGUGAAGAGCAGUGGCAUCGCAAAGCCUACUCGAAACACCACCGCCGCCACACAGAAACAGCAGCGCACCGCAAAGGUCGCAGCAACGAUGGGAAUGUCCCAAAAUGGAACACCAGCAAAACCCAACAGGGUUACACGAUCAUCAGCUCGCGUGCGAGCAUGA
This is a messenger RNA of Pochonia chlamydosporia 170, 3366 nucleotides long. RefSeq lists its product as hypothetical. Lineage: Eukaryota; Fungi; Ascomycota; Sordariomycetes; Hypocreales; Clavicipitaceae. The record is from RefSeq and is a predicted model, not a curated record. The transcript is spliced from 4 exons. The coding region runs from base 1 to 3366 and encodes 1121 amino acids.